AUGAAGAUCGGUAUCGACGGUGAGGUGCUGGUCAUACACAACAUCAGCCGCGACUUCGACGACCUGUACGAGUGCCUGGUCGACAACGGCGUGCCGCCCGCGCUCACCAAGUCCACGAGGGUCAUCGUCGAGUUUCCCCCAGAGGUGGUAGUAGAGCGGCCGCGUGUUGGCCAGUUCAUCGGUAGGAAGACGGUGUUGGAGUGUUCAGUGUACGCGUACCCCCAGUACCUGGUGGUGUGGAAGCGCCGAGGUAAACAGAUCACCUCCAACAAAAAGUAUACUGUUGAAGUGGAUUCCAACGCCGAGAGCAGACUCGUUACGCUAAGACUGAUAAUCCACCGGGUAUCGCGCAGGAAUUACGGUAAAUACACGUGCGAGGCGAAGAACGACCUGGGACAGGGCUCGUCGGAUGCUGUGUUGUACGAAAUUGAAGCACCGCGAACCACAUCUACAACGACGACGACGCAAGCAACGCCAGCGACGGCUUCCGAGAAAAACGCGAGGGUGUUGAAAAACACGGAGCACUUCGUGAGUCAUGAGCAGCCCGGCCUACACCUGCAGGUGAACAAACCCGGCCGCAGCAACUCCUCAGCCGCUAACAGCAUUCCUACGAAACCCUAUUCAGAGAAACACGACCCGGGAGUCGGCGGUCCACGGAAAGCCAAGCCUGUAUUUGGAGGUGACUUCAACAGACGACGAUCUUCCUCAACAAGACUUUUAGCUGCGUCACUUCUUAUAGUCACGCUUGUAUUUGCUCAAUUUCUCUUCUUAUAGGAAAACAAACGUGUGGUGUUUGUAGUACGUACCUUUAUGAUGUGUCAUCUCAUAGUCAACUGAACAUGUGUAAUGUAUAAAUACGCUCACUGGUCAAAUUUAUGAUCAAAUAGUCAACUCAACAUGUGGAGUGUUCAAAAUAUGUACCCUUGGUCACAUUUGUCAUCAGAUAAUCCACACGUGCAGUGUUUAAAAUAUGUACCUUGGUAGGUAAAAUGUGUUUAUUUCAGAGUCAAAUGAAUAUGUGCAGAGUUUAAAAUACGAACCUUGGUAAAAUGUGAUUUCAUAGUCAGAUGAAUACGGCCAGUGUUUAAAAUACGUACCUUGGUAAAAAAAAAAAAAAAAUGUCAUUUCACAGUCAGAUGAAGACGGCCAGUGUUUAAAAUACGUACCUUGGUAAAAAAAAAAGAAGUCAUUUCAUAGUCAGAUGAAGACGGCCAGUGUUUAAAAUACGUACCUUGGUAAAAUGUGUCAUUUCAUAGUCAGAUGAAAACUGCCAGUGUUUAAAAUACGUACCUUGAUAAAACGUGUCAUUUCAUAGUCAAAUGAAGACGGCCAGUGUUUAAAAUACGUACCUUGGUAAAA
Gigantopelta aegis is the source of this 1359-nucleotide messenger RNA. RefSeq names its product lachesin-like. The transcript is spliced from 5 exons. Gene Ontology annotation, cellular component: neuron projection. The record is from RefSeq and is a predicted model, not a curated record. Bases 1 to 774 code for a protein of 257 amino acids. NCBI's taxonomy places the organism in Eukaryota, Metazoa, Mollusca, Gastropoda, Neomphalida, Peltospiridae.